This is a messenger RNA of Homalodisca vitripennis (glassy-winged sharpshooter), 5170 nucleotides long. RefSeq names its product transcription factor SOX-13-like. Gene Ontology annotation, cellular component: nucleus. The record is from RefSeq and is a predicted model, not a curated record. Gene Ontology annotation, molecular function: DNA-binding transcription factor activity, RNA polymerase II-specific; RNA polymerase II cis-regulatory region sequence-specific DNA binding. Gene Ontology annotation, biological process: regulation of transcription by RNA polymerase II; cell fate commitment. The transcript has 15 exons. The coding region runs from base 367 to 2607 and encodes 746 amino acids. Lineage: Eukaryota; Metazoa; Arthropoda; Insecta; Hemiptera; Cicadellidae.
CGCCGAGCCAUCUCCGCGCUUGCGUCGAACAAAAACCGCUCUCAGUGCACACGCCGCACGUGUGCGCAGCGCUGUGAAACCGUGAAACCCGCCCGCCAAUCAGUGAUAAGUUGUUCUGUGAAUUCUGUGAAACUUGGUUACACUGUCUGUGCUCACCUCCCUGCUCCAUCCGUGGAUUUCUGUUAAACUUUCUAUAUUGUUGUCGAGUCGCCAUGGCCUGAAGACCCUUCAACACCAGGUUCAUCCAUGCAACCUUCGCACACCAUGUAUAGAUGAAAUUAUGCCAUUAAAAUUGAAUGGAAGGAACAUCAGCAGGAGGAGGCCUCAACACGUUUGAAGCUCCGAGCUCGUACGUAUUGACGAAAUAUGUCUUCUAAACGGAAGUCUCCACCGUCGAAACUAUCAGAAGGCAGUGGACCAGUGAGCGGUGCGGACGGUGAAGAGACGACUCUAGGAGGCGGAGAAGUAGAGACGCCCCAACAGGCCCCCAUGGAGGCACUAGCCGCGUCCCCACGGGGCGACCUCGCCUACUACAAGAUGUCCUCGAGGUCCUCUUCGGCCAGUGAGCCGGAGGAGCACCGGACCUCGCCCGCCCAGCAGGCCCCAGACGCGCCAGCAGGCCCGCCCUCCAUGUUCUACAAGUUAUCCUCGACCUCGUCCUCCUCCGGAGCGUCGGGAAGCGAGGAAGAGAUGUUGGGUCCCGAGGACGAACUGUUGAGGUCCCCUCCGAACAAGCGCAAGCGGGAGGACCUCCCCGAGAACUGUACCGGGAGUGUGAACGCGGAAGAGUGCGCGAGGUACUACCAAAUGAACUCUAUCCCGAAGCCGGUGAUGACGCCGAGUUCGCUGCAAGCGCUGUUGUCGCUGAACCAGAGCGGGUACCUGGAGCCCGGUCACCGCAGACGGAAGAGCGGCUGUCAGUCGCCCUCGGAGGCCGACAAGAAGGCUCUCCUCCACCUCAACAACAACAGCACGACACUCAACCACAACAGUCACCAGCCCAAGCGGACCAUGGACGAUGUCCUCAAGAGACUCACCUCCAAGAUGAACAGCAGCACGAUACGAGAGGAGCGCCGGUCCGGGUCGCCGCCCAAGCUGGGGAUGGACGGAGAAGAAGGCAGUCUCCAGAACCUUGCUGCCAAGCUGCAGUACGAGAUACUACGAGAACACCACCAACUCUCCGAGAACAGGAGGCUGGAAGGCGAUAAUGGAGAGCACAACGUGACGGCGCUACUCCAACUCCAGAGCCUCACUGGAGACAAUUUCCUGGAGAAGGAGAGGCGGUUGUCGGAGAUGAUCCUUCAACUGCAGAUGGUACGGGAGCAACUUCUUAGUCAGCAAGAGCAACAGAAUAAGGCCGCAUACGUGAACGCAGAAACACAGAAGCAGAUGGAACUUCAACAGAGGCUUCAGCAGGAGCACUUGAAGCGACAACAGGAGCAUAUACUUCAACAACAACACAAGAUACAGGAACUUCAGAGUCAAAUAUCCUGCCAGUAUCCUGGAGGAAAGGGUUUGAACCUCGGCGCUCCUCAAUCCCUCAUGUUUUUGCCGUUUCUGGACCAGUUACGGAGCAGUGUGGCCACCUCGACAGCUCCCACAAACACUACCUCCUCUGCUUCUCCAAUGGUGCCGCCUACAGCCAGCUGGGUGACGACAGCCCCGCCAGUGCGCUCCCCGCCAGUGACACCUCCGGCACCACCAGCCCCCCCAGCAGAUCCCGAUGCCCCCCUCAACCUCACGAAGCCCAAGCACAGCCCUCGUGCUCCUAGCCAGCCUGAACCAGUACACCACGUACCAGAACCGCCCUUGGGUCCUAUGGCAGCCACCGCCCCCAAGCUUCUGCCCCCCAGUCUGGUCAUGCCUCGGGCCUUCCUGCAUUACGCAGGUCUGCCACCUCACGUCAACCCCACAGGAAAGCUGAGCAUGUCUCCUGGAAAGGAUGGCGACAAACUUCCUCCUUAUCCCAACCUCCAUCUGUACCCCCCUCACCAUCCCCCUCCACCUAUCAGAGAAGACGUCAAGGAUGAGGCAGACUUCAUGGCUGCAUGCCACAUGUGGGGACCAGAUCCAACGUACAAGAUGCAAGAUGACUCCAGUGACAAAGCAAAGAUGGUGAGACAGCAGAAACGAGACGGAGAGAGCAAACCUCACAUUAAGCGGCCGAUGAACGCUUUCAUGGUGUGGGCAAAGGACGAACGGAGGAAGAUUCUCAAGGCCUGUCCCGACAUGCACAACUCCAACAUUUCCAAGAUAUUAGGGGCACGCUGGAAGGCGAUGUCGAACGCUGAGAAGCAGCCCUUCUAUGAGGAGCAGAGUCGCUUGUCAAAGCUGCACAUGGAGAAGCACCCGGACUACCGCUAUCGGCCACGACCCAAGCGCACCUGCAUUGUGGACGGGAAGAAGAUGCGUAUCUCUGAGUACAAGACACUGAUGCGGCAGAGGCGCAAUGAGAUGCGACAGCUGUGGUGCCGGGGAGAGCCAGGACCCUCUGGUGGUCCGGGACCCAGCUUCGGAUUUCCCCCCGACGGCUCCCUGUCCCCCUCCGAGAUGCUCAACUUUACCCCCGACCACUCCCCCAGCUCUGGACUCCAUGACGAUGACUGAGCGAGAGAGACACUUGAGACCCGACUGAGCUCGGUGUGUGGCGAUGACUACCUGAAGAGCAAACAAAACUAUGGACUAAUUUGGGAUGAUUCGGGCAGGAAGCAACCACAUGUACAUAUAACUCAUGAGUCAUAGUGAAUAAUGAAAAAAAAAAACAGCACCUAGCAAGGCACUUUUAUUUGUUGUCCACUACAGUGGAAUCAAAGUGACUUUGACCAUUCAAUUUCCUUGUUCAAUCACAAAUUAAAACCCAGGUUGCUUUCUAACGAAUCACAUACCAACGUUUUCAGAUCUGUAUUUUAUUAUAAAUUCAUUUUCAUUUUCAAGCACUGCAAAUCAUGGAGGGGGAAGGUGUAACAUUUCUUUUAUGGUUUUAGUUUUACACUUUUGGUUGUAAUUCGUAUCACGAAACUGAUAAUAAUUUCAUAUUAAAUAGAAUCUUAUAUAAAAAACCAUUGUAAUCAAAUUACGUUUAGUAGACUCUGUUUGAUGUAAAUAGUGUUCCGACCAGCUCCCACUUGAUAGGCUAAUCAUUCCGCAUCGCCGCGCAGAGCUACAGUCGGGUAUUUCCGUGAACGACCCAAGACUGAAUAUCUCAGACUCAUAGGUACAAAUAUAUUUACUGAACGCUAUAGUGAAGUGAUCUAGUGGACAGUUGUGAAAACUAGUCUAGCAUUUAUUUAUUGUUUUUAUAGUGACAAACUCUUAAACAAGUGACACGUUCUAUAGUUGAUUGUUCAAUAGUUCACAAUUUACAAGGACAUUUACCUCAUGACUGUUUGAAGUACCGUUUCAGUUCACCACUGAAUUGGUAUUUAUUUAGAUUAAUAGACCUUUUCGACAUACUUAACUGAUUUUAAAAUACACCUUAUGAAAAAUUGUACUUAAAUUUACAAUGUAUCCACAUGCAAUGUUCAAUUUAAAAAGUGAAAUUAUUUUGGUACUCCAUUUAAUAACGUUAAUUUUCAUGUUGCUUUACAUUUUUUAUAUGAGUGUUUGAAUCUGCUAUGGUAGACUGUAUUACUAUAAUUGAAGAGAUUAUAACUUUGUCCAUAAGAACCAAAUUUAACAAUGGCACAUAUUUCCACACAUUGUAUCGCCAUUUUCUGUACUGUUUCCAACUACUCACAAUUUUGUUGGAUGACAAACGUGCCAGUAUCGGAAGAAUCCAACAGUGUUGCUCGUACCGUAGAGGGGUGCCAUGGUAGAUAAAGUGUAUAUACUGUAUAACAUAAGAUCUCACGCUAGCGUUAUGACAUGAGAACUAUAUUUGUUAGAUUCUGUGUUCGGCCAGUGCGUUUCUCGGCCGUAAUUCUGUGCAUACCAAAGUAUUUACUAAAUUGUUUUUGUUAUUUAUUCAAGUUUUGUAAAUGUGAAUGCAUGUUAUAGUUUUUUAUUUUAUAUCAUUUUUUGUAAUACAUUCUUUUUGUUAAAUAUUUGCAUCAAGAUAUUUGCACACCUUGAAAUAAGCUUUAUAGUUUCUAGGGUUGGGUUUUCAAGUAAGUAUUACGAAUAAAGCUUAAGUUGUAAUUAAGAUGAACAAAUUAUGUUUUUUGGAACAGUGUUGUUUGUUAGUUCUCUUUCUAUUUACUUGUGUAGAUAUGUUUGGUGCAUAAUAUUAUCAAAAUGAAUGGUGUUAUCGCGUUUACUUUGUGUAUAUGUAAAUAGAAGAGCUCUCUCUGUGCCAUCAGCUGUGAUGACCGUUUGUUGAUAUUUUUUUAAUUGUUUAGCUAGUUUUACAAAUGCUCUAUUGAUAUUUAUUUAAGGCCAAUGUAACUUUAGGACUUUGGUAAAACUGUAGUUUAGUUUUUAGAGAAAAUCUCACAGUACAAGAUUGUCAAGUCAAAUUUGCCAUAUUUUGUCCAAGAACAUCACAUUGAUUUAAAACAAAAAUUGUAUUAGUUUGAAGAGAAUAAAUAACGUAUUAAAAUUAGGAAAUGUUUGAAUCUGAUUUUUAAAUACCAUAUUGUCAUUUCAUACUUUUAGUAAAUUAAGCAAACUAGUUAAGAUUUAAAUCUGUAAAUGUUUAAAGACGCAUUCACUCUAUAAAAGUAACUGUUGAAAAUUAUUUAAAUUGUGAUCUAAUUUGUAUGAAAAACUAUGUCUACAUAUUAAAGUGAUGAAAGAUUCGUUCAAAAUAUCUGUGCCAUAAAAUAAUUUUGGAUAUUUGAUCCAUUAUAGGCCUCUUGAAGUUCUGUUGUUUACUCUUUUUUGAUUAUUUUUCGUGUAGUUAAUCUUUUUACAAGUUUUAUGCAUUCUCUUAGGAAUACUAGAUUGAUGAUAUUUUCAACUGAAAGCAAGUCUGAAUUUUAUUCAUGACCAUUAAGUAUGAGAUUUACAUGUGUGAAUUACUCAAUAAGCUGUGUUCAUAGCAAUGUAGAAAAUAAAGUCGUUUAAAAUUACAAAAUUCAUUUAAAGUUCCCAAAGAUAAAAAAAACUAAAAAUAAUCUGCCACUGAUCAUUCGAUUAAAACAUAAUCAGAGACAUUAAAGUGUGAAUAUUUGUCUUUUAUUGUUUGUUUGUAGUCAGAUUAUUAUUUAGAGAGUUCAAAAUUUCAGUGAAA